This is a messenger RNA of Penicillium nucicola, 1125 nucleotides long. Its product is annotated as Saf4/Yju2 family protein. The record is from RefSeq and is a predicted model, not a curated record. Gene Ontology annotation, cellular component: post-mRNA release spliceosomal complex; U2-type spliceosomal complex. Bases 1 to 1125 code for a protein of 374 amino acids. The transcript is spliced from 2 exons. Gene Ontology annotation, biological process: mRNA splicing, via spliceosome. Lineage: Eukaryota; Fungi; Ascomycota; Eurotiomycetes; Eurotiales; Aspergillaceae.
AUGCAAGGCUUCAAUAUGGGACGCUACGUCCCCCCGGACCAAGAAGGAGUCCUCUCAGGGAACCAAAUAGCCAAGAAACACCCUCUAGGAGCUCGAGCCCGGCACCCAGGCGCAUUAGUCGUCCGCUUCGAGAUGCCCUUUGCAGUCUGGUGCACGACAUGCAAACCACACGAAACGAUAAUCGGUCAAGGCGUGCGCUUCAACGCUGAGAAACGAAAAGUCGGGAAUUACUACUCCACGCCGAUCUACAGUUUUCGAAUGAAGCAUACGGUCUGUGGUGGGACGAUCGAGAUCAAGACGGAUCCCCAACACACGGCUUAUGUCGUUACUGAGGGUGGCAAGAAGCGGGAUACGGGCGAAGAUAAGGAGUUGCAACCUGGCGAAAUCGCUAUCAAGCCAUAUGCCUUGGGCCAGGACCCAGCGGAGAAAGAUCCUUUUUCAAAACUUGAGGGGAAGGUUGAAGAUAAGCGCCGUGCGAAGACGGAGGCUACGCGCAUUCUUGAGAUUCAGGAGCGUCAGAAUCGAGAUUGGGAGGAUCCAUAUGAGAAGUCAAUGCGGCUAAGGCGCACGUUCCGGCAGGAGCGCAAGGGUCUUGAGAAGGCUGAUGCGAGUCGGGAAGCUUUGAAGGAUAGGAUGAGUCUUGGGAUUGAUCUCAUGGAUGAAACUGAGUCGGAUCGACAAUUAGCUCAGAUGAUUGACUUUGGUGACGAUCAGACUGCUGUUGGGGCAAGUGCUGCUCGGGCGACUCGCAUUCGGCCCAUGUUUGCGCAGCGUGUUGCGAAAUCUACACCAAAGGCAGAUUCUCGGAAUCAGAAACCUCGACAUUCAAAACGGGCCAAAACAGUUGAUCAUGUUGCUUCUCGGAAGGCAGCUCUUCGCAGUGAAUUGAGCGGAAAUACACGCGCUACUGUCGAUCCUUUUUUAACUGAUGAUGCGGAUGAUCCCAGUGGGUGGCAGCCCGGGAAGAAGAGAAAGAGUGUCGCGCCUUCAACUGCAACACCUCGUUCGGAUAUUGUGAGCGUCAAAUCUACGCAUAUGCAGGAUAACCACAUUGCUAGCCCUAAGGACACGCCUUCUCUAGCAGUAACACCCCUGUUGGUCGACUAUGCUUCUGAUUCGGAUUGA